Halichondria panicea is the source of this 1664-nucleotide messenger RNA. RefSeq names its product TNF receptor-associated factor 5-like. Gene Ontology annotation, molecular function: zinc ion binding; protein binding. Lineage: Eukaryota; Metazoa; Porifera; Demospongiae; Suberitida; Halichondriidae. The transcript has a single exon. The record is from RefSeq and is a predicted model, not a curated record. Bases 79 to 1401 code for a protein of 440 amino acids.
CACAACCAGAACCUCAAAGAGAUAACCUUCAGCACAUGUGCCCAUAAUAUAGAAUAGUGACACUGGCUAAUUAGAGCAAUGGCUAGUCCAGUUAAUUACGAGUUUGUAGACAAAGUACCGGAAGAUCAUCAGUGCACUAUUUGCACUAACAUUCUAACAGACCCAGUACUGACCGAAUGUUGUGGACAACUUUUUUGUGAUGGCUGUCUAAAAAAAUGGCUACAGAAGCAGAAGACUUGCCCACAUUGUCGAGAAAUCAACUUCGUUUCUAUUAAAGAUAAACGGAUGAAACGAGCCAUCGACAGUUUGAAGAUCUACUGUCCUAAUCGCUCCAAGGGUUGUGACAAAAUCACUACACUGGGUGAAUGCAAUCAACAUCUCAAGAAAUGCUUGUUUGUGGAGGUAUCAUGCACUAAGAAAUGUGGAGAAAGAAUGCUACGAAAAGAGCUUCAAGAUCACGAGGACAACAAGUGCCCAAACCGUCUGGUACAAUGUCAGUAUUGCAACACAGAGGGGAUGCACAAAGAAAUAACAGCCAAACAUCACUUGGACAAAUGUCCACUAUUUCCUAUUUAUUGCCCCAACAAUUGUAGGCAUGAGAAAAUACCACGCAAGAGCUUAGCAGAUCACCAGGAGGUGUGUCCUCUUGAGCCAGUAAAGUGUCCCUUCUUUGAAGCUGGGUGUACGAAAAUGAUUGUACGAAAAGAUUUAGCAGAACAUAAAGCAUCAAACACAGAGCACCACCUGGAGUUAGUGAUGACAGAGAUGGUUACACUUAAGCAGAAGGCUAAGAAAUUUGAACAAGAGGCAACGGCUGAAAUAGAAGCAGUGAAACAAAAGGUUAAUCAGCUACAGCAACUUUCACUCAAGUUUGAUGGCCUGGCAUUUUGUGUAACUAAGCAACUAGGCACUAUUGAUUCUAACCCUCGCAAUACACAAGCAGCUAUCAUGAACAUUAAAAGUUUUGUUAGCCUAGGUCUAGAGACAAUGACCACAAUGCUAGCACCAGGUGACACACAGUACUACCUACCACUAGUUAAAGAGUCGGAGUAUAGAGCUCGAUCAGCUUCGUUCUACAUCAAGCCUGGCUAUAAAAUGUAUGUGAGCAUUGAUGUAUACGAUAAUUGCAGGGUAUACUUGGAGAAAGGUGAACACGAUCACCAACUAAAGUGGCCCAUGCCUGAAAUAGAAAUUGAACUCAGUACUAGAGAGAAUGAAACCCUGUAUAGUGAAACACUCUGCACCAGAUGUGACCUCACAGUGAACCGACUAGUGGGGGACAAAGAACAGCAAGAUAUCAAUCCACACCUGCAUUGCAUUAGUAGACUAAAUAAGUUUGUAACAGACGUUGUGUUCCUGGCAGUCAAAAAGCAUAUUUGUACGAAAAGUGGACUAGUAUGAGUGACGAGAGAGGGACUUUCCCCCCGGCACAAUGAUAUAUAUACUGUAUAUACAUGUACACAUUUACCACACUGCUAGCUGAUUGUGUACUAUGAUGACUCUACUUUGAGUCAGGACAUCAAGACACCUCACAAUAAUUAUUCAUAUCCCAUAGUUCAGAGGUUCCACAAUACACACCUUAUCUUGUCCCCUCAUCAGCAUGGUAGUGUUUCUUCCCCUUCUUCAAGUGUCUCUGUCUCUUCUCACUCGGCCUAGGUCAAGAU